GACAGAUACUUACUUAUCUGCUUCUGGGGUUUUACGUAGCUGUACGCAUAAUUCCAUAAGCAUUCGGCUGUCAUCCGUUUCCUUUAAAACUUGCAUCAGUAGAGUGACGCAUCGUGACAUGUGAGAAGCAAAGCUUCCAGAAGUGUAUUAGUACCUGUUAUAAUUUGAAGCUAAUCGUUUACAAGUGAUAACAGCUAUUCCUUCAUCAAAGGUGAAGGGGCUGCAACAUGAAGUUAUGUAAAUGCAUUUUUAUCAUUAUUGCUACGUGUUCCCUACUACUAUUUGUCACAUGGUGUCUGUGGAAUAUUUUUUCUAAAUAUAGGAUUUCUGCAGAAAUCACAAAUUCAACAUCAAGUACUUCAAGUCUGGGUAAAGUCAUAAUAGAUGUCGAUGCUGGACCAGAUGAUGCUUUAGCUUUACUUUUGGCAUUGGCAUCUGAGAAGAUAGAUAAUAAUGGUUUGGAAGUGUUAGCCGUCACAUGUACUUACGGUAAUACUGUUUUGGAGAAUGUCAUAACAAACGUAAGAAAAACUUUGACAGUUGCAAAUAGAAGUGACAUAUCCAUAUAUGCCGGUGCGGCAAAACCUUUGAUCCAGAAAUAUACUCCUGAUAAAUAUUUCGGUGAGGAUGGCCUAGGUGAUUUUGAUUUUGAAGAUGAAAUUACUGCCCAAUUAAAUAAAUCAGAGCAAGCAGCAUUAAUAAUGGUGUCUCUGGUCCAGCAAUAUCCUGGAGAAGUGACUAUCUUGGCUCUGGGACCAUUAACAAAUCUAGCUCUUGCAAUGAGUUUGGAUGCCACAUUUGCAGAUCAUGUGAAACAAUUAUAUAUAAUGGGCUCCAGUGUUGCUAAUCGGGGAAACAUACAGUCAAAUCUGGAAUUUAAUUUCAGUUUAGAUCCUGAGAGUAAUUUUAUUGUACUAAAUGCAACGACAUCAUCGCGCAGUGUUCUCUGUCCUUGGGAAACAAAUUUAAAAUUACCAAUAACAAGAGACUGGCGAGAAAAUGUUCUUGGGAGCCUUAAUUCUAAAGCUAUAAAGUUCUUAAACAAAGCAGAGAGAAUCAGCAUUACAUAUUCUACAAACUGGUAUUCAGCGGAUACAGUAUGUGUAGCAAGUUUAUUAUGGCCUGAAUUUAUAAGGGAGCUUACAGUGACAAACACUUAUCCAGUGAUCGAUGGAAGUGCUAGAGGGUCAGUCAUAGUCGAUUAUACGUAUAGCUCAGGGAGGCCUAAUAAUACAGAUAUUGUACAAUUAGUAGAUAUGGAAUUGCUUAAAAAUAUUUUACUAAAAUAUUUAGGCGGGGAGUGAAGCAGUUAUUAGAUACAUAAAUAAAUAUUGCGAGCAUAAAUAAAGCUAUUAUAAGUCCACUAUU
Messenger RNA from Cephus cinctus (wheat stem sawfly), 1368 nucleotides. Its product is annotated as probable uridine nucleosidase 2. The transcript has 7 exons. The record is from RefSeq and is a predicted model, not a curated record. Gene Ontology annotation, molecular function: hydrolase activity, hydrolyzing N-glycosyl compounds. NCBI's taxonomy places the organism in Eukaryota, Metazoa, Arthropoda, Insecta, Hymenoptera, Cephidae. Bases 228 to 1304 code for a protein of 358 amino acids.